CCGUCCCCGUCGAGGCGCACCUGGACUGCCCCGCGGCGCCACGCAAGGGGCCCCGGCGCCUCUGCCCGGAUGGCCUCGAAGGCGCGGCGCGGAGGCGGCGCACCGGGGACCGGAGGAGCCGCCCGGUGAGCCCCCAGGCCGGGCCGGCCGCCGUGGCCGCGCGCCUCUCCUGGGCCAGCAUGGACCCGCAAUCCCUCGACGCUGCCGUGCAGAACACACUUUCAGUGCUCUACCCACCCUUCGACAUCACAGCCCCCACAGUCCUCAGCCAGCUUUUCCGGGUCCUGGAGGCCAAAUACCACGGGGAUGGGCUCUGCUGCCUCCUUGACUUCCUCAUCCCGUCCAAGCGCCUUCUGGAGCACGUGCGGCAAGCAGCCUGCGCUCCUUACACCAGCCGUGUUUUCCUCCACGAAGGCUGGCCAUUGUGCCUCCGCGAGAAAGUGGUCGUCCACCUUGGCCCACUCAACCCCCUCUUGCUGCGCCCGGGUGACUUCUACCUUCAAGCAGAGCCCUGUGGAGAGCAGUCAGCUUGCCUUGCGGUGAAGUGUCUCUCCAGGGACCUCACCACCGAGCAGAAGAUCCCCAUCUCUGAAGCUGCCUGCUCAUUGCUGUUUACUCAAGAGUGGCUGGAGGAGGUCAACCGAGACCUCAGCGGGCCAGAGCUGCACAGUUGCCUCGUGGCCACCAGCAACGGGAUCGUUCCUGUGCCGUGGAGUAAAAUUGCCACACCAGAAUUUGUCAGACUAUCCCAGGCUGAUGAUUUGGUGGUCCCGGACUUGCCAGCCUCCCCUGAGCAUUACUGUGAGUCUCCGAGGCAGACCAGUUGCAUUUCUGGGGACGGGAGAGCUGCUCAAAGCAAGUACCCAGGCCUCGUUAAGGUGGAGCAAGGACCUUGGAAGACAUCCACUUUGUUUGUUGUGCCGAGUUUGUGCGAUAUCAUUAGUGACAACCUGGAAGGGGAGUAUGUCAACCUCCUGGGUUUCUCUGAAGAAAAGAGUCCGGACAUUUCUUCUCCGGCCAAGACAGCAGCUUCAGCUGGUCAACAGUCUAGAAGAGACGAAGCAGCAACUGAAGAAAGCUGGACUUGUGGGGAGGGGCAAAGCUCGGAGGAAGGGCCCUGCACCCCUUGCUUGAGGAGGAAACUGAGCCAAGAAGACCCUCAAACCCACGAGACGAGAUGUCGGUAUCGCGAGUCAUACGUGGCAGCCCUGCAAAAUCCUGUCUGCUUCAGCUCAGGAUUGAUGGAAGCCAUACUGGAGGAGAUAGACACGUCCCAAUCGGCCUUCCUCUCCGAAAGCACAAGUGCUCAGCUUCCAGAGGGGUCAGAUGAGGCCGCUCCCAGGAUCCUCUCGGACUGUCCAAACAAGGACGGCAGAGCCGAACAGGUGGCCAGGCCAGGGCAUGCAAAACUUCUGAAGCCACCCACCGAGCCUUUGUCUGCCGGUAAUAAAUUCUCUUUCUUGAAAGGCCACCGCCAACUGGUCUCUUCGGCGGGUGGCCUGUCCGUGGCAGAAAAAGCCAGCAAGGGACAGGAAGGGCCUCGGAAAAGGGCGCCCAUCGCUUGCUCUCCCAGAACGUCCAGAGCUAAACAGACAGCCGGGAAAGGUUCCAGUCAAGUUGAUGUUGUGCCUUCGGAACUCCUCGCACCCAGGACCCUGGAAGGUGCCGUGGUGGGCUCUUCCUCCGCAGAUACGGUUCUUCCAAGAUCCAGUUCCCAGGAAUGCGUCCAGUGGGAGACUUUCAGUUCUGAGCUUUUAUCUUCUGGGAUAGCAUGUCUGCCAGGGAGCACAGAUAGACUUGGGAGACCCGUAAUCCAGAUCACCACCAGCGGCUCAGCAUGGCAGGCCCCUUGCUGUUCGGCCCCAGAGGUGACAAAUCUCCUCCUCUUCCUCUGCUCCCUUCCCAGGAAACGGGGACAGGAUGCAGGGCUGACGGUUGUCAUUGAUGCCAGAAAAGAGCCCUUCUCCCCAAUCCUUUCUGCUUCACUGGACUCGGUCCAGAAGGCCUCGCCUGGCUCCAUCCGUGCUGUACUGAUAUUGGCAGAGAAGGAGACGGCGCCCCAUCUGGACAAGUUCCCUGGCCUACAGGUGGAGCUGCUGAGCUCUCUCAAGGCCCUGAGCCGCCAUGUGGAUAGCAGUCAGCUGACCCGGGCCUUGGAGGGCACGUUCCCGUAUUGCCACAGCGAGUGGGCUCAGUAUUUCCAGAAGAUGCACCUCUUUACGUGUGACCUCCAGAAGGCGUCUGAGUUGCUGCAGACUACCACCCGGGAACUGGAGAAGAAAGACCUGCUGGGGAGUGUGCAGGAAGUUGGGCAGGAGAUGGACCGGCACCGGCAGCUGAUGCAAGGGGUGCUGUCCAACGUUGAGCUGCUGAGCUUGCAGCGAGAAGGUGGGGCCACCCUUGCCAGGUUGAGGAAGGAGGCCGCCUGCCUCAGCUUCUCCCCCGACGCCAGGAACAGCAUCGACUGUGCCCUGGGCCUCUACAAUGUGGUGGAGGAGCAAGUGCACACUUUGGUGACCAGAUCCAACUGCCGCUUGGAGCAUCUGCAGUUCCUGCUGAAGAUCCGAGAGCUGGAGGAGGAAUUUCACAAGCUUACUUCGUGGAUGGAGGAAGAAGGCGACCUGAAGCUCAGCGAAGUGGGAUCUGUAGGGUGCAGCCAGGACAGCACUGAAGAAUCUUAUCAGAGGUUUAAGAAAUUCUUCAAAGAAGCCACAGUCCACUACAACCGGGGUCUCUCCCUCUCCAAGGAGGCUGCCAAGGUCCAGGGAUCCAGGUUCCCCGAGACGGAGGCUUUUGAGGCAGCCAAGGGGGCAUUCCAGGCCAAGCUGACCAUGUUCUACAUGGAAAUGGAGAUGAGAGGGGCAGAGCUGGAGAUUCUGCUGGAUCUCUUCAAGUUCCACGGCAAGGUCACGCAGCUGAAUCUCGACUGCAAGCAACGCUUGGCCCAGUGGAGAGCUGGGGAGAACGAGCCCUGGAGCAUGGAGGCCCUGCAGGAAUUUGAGCGCUCGCUCCAGCUGCCCUCGGAGUUUUCCGCCGAGAAAUUCCAGCGGAUGAAGGUGCAGGCUUCCAGCAUGCGGAACUCAAAGGGACUAGAGGUGUGGAGGGAUGCUUUAGAGAAAUGCCAAGAGGCCCAGCAGAUCCUGGAAGGCAUGCUGGCCAAAUGCCGGGAGAACCAAGACGGAGGGGCGAGGGUCUGUGACGUGAAGGGCAACCCUCUUGGCAUGAAUUCGAACCCACCUCCCGAAGUCCUGGGUGAAGAGCCCUACUUUGACGGUGGGCUGGUGAAAGCCAAGGGCCAGGAGGGUCUGUUGGAACACAACAGAAGGAACCUGGCUACGGACAGAAUUGACUCUCGGGAGGACCCUUCCUUCGUCACAGGCAACAGAGAAAUGGAAAGGGGAGGGGGUUAUCUUGCUUCUCCACAUGUGGUUCCUGAAAGGGCGGCCUCUGAGGGCCAGGACCCCCGUGAAAAGUCCCCCGAAAGUCUCCUCACACCCACUCGGACCCCUCCUCCUUUAAUGCGUCCCACCCACACCUCUUGCCCAAAGGCUAACCACCUGCCAGGGACCUGUGAGGACCUGCCAGCCACAGACUGGACCUGCGUAACUGUGCCAGGGAGAGGCCGGCGCAGCAGGAAGAACGAAGCCGCCCAGUACUUCCAGCUCGCCCGACAUGGGAGUUUUUCCUCGGAAGACACUGAUUCCCAGACCUCCACGGAAGAGCCUCUGGGCUCCAGUGCCACAUUACCAAUGGAAUCCAUCGGCCCCAAAGGAGCCCUGCUCCAGGGAAAAGCUCAGGGGAUUGUCUAUUUAGAGAACCACAGCACAAGUGGACUGAAUAAAACAGCCUCCCAAUAAGUUCAUUGACUCCGUGAGCUGGAAUUCCUCGGCUCUGCUUCGUGACCUUCCCACAGACUUCUUUGUGCUCGGUUACGUUCCUGGAGCCUACAAAAAUGGCAGCCUGAUUUUUGCUUGGGUGGCGCUCCGUACCCCAGAAGUGUAGCUCUCUUACUGCACAGGAGUCUAUCCACCUUGGCCAUUUCAAGUUCCCAUCUUAAAUAGUCAGUUCCAUCAGCAGUCUGGCUGCUAGGCCGGAAAGAACACCAGGGCUGCUUUCACAUGGAGGAUUUUCUCCAUUUCAGCCACCCAAUUCCUGUGUUUUCUUUUCCUGUUUCCAUGUGAUGCCGUCCUGGACAUCACCAACCACGAACAGCCCAUUUCUUCUCUAAACGAAAUGCUUUUUCAAAACCUGAGGGGAAACGCUUUUUCUCUGCAUGGGGCAUACUUUUCAUUCUGUCUGGAACGGAAGGUACAACUUAGGGUUCAGUGAAAAGGAAUAGCUCCUCCUUCCUUCCUCCACCUAUCCAUUAGGGUUUUUUUAAACUGUUUUAUCUCUGUUUCGCUGAUGAGUCGCGACUGCAGGGAGAAGCGAGGGGCUGUAUUUAGGCUGUUCUAAAUAUGCUGUGCUCUUUUUUAAAAAAAAAAAAGUAAUACAGAACAACACAAUUGCACUAUGACUUGUACAUUGUGUGGAUCUCGGCGUUAAGAAGGAAGGGUGGCAGGAGAUUCCGAAGGAAAGAUUCCCAAAUGGAAGGUACUCCUUAGGUUUCAAUUUAAAAAAAAAGAACACUCCUUCUUCUUCUGCCUAUCCAUUAGAUUUUGUAAAAAUGUAUUUUUUUCUCUCUAUAAUGUUGUUGCAUUGUUACUGAAUUAAAAUCACAGAAUCGUAGA
This is a messenger RNA of Eublepharis macularius, 4730 nucleotides long. RefSeq names its product KIAA1755 ortholog. Bases 180 to 3857 code for a protein of 1225 amino acids. The transcript is spliced from 14 exons. The record is from RefSeq and is a predicted model, not a curated record. NCBI's taxonomy places the organism in Eukaryota, Metazoa, Chordata, Lepidosauria, Squamata, Eublepharidae.